Besnoitia besnoiti is the source of this 1407-nucleotide messenger RNA. RefSeq lists its product as uncharacterized. The transcript has a single exon. Lineage: Eukaryota; Apicomplexa; Conoidasida; Eucoccidiorida; Sarcocystidae. Bases 1 to 1407 code for a protein of 468 amino acids. The record is from RefSeq and is a predicted model, not a curated record.
AUGACUGUAGACUGCCCUUGCGAAAAGUCCGUGUGCAGCUGGCUAGUGGCUUCCACCGGGGGUGGCAAGGAGGCAACGCAGGCUUCUGCCGCAGGAGUCCCUCAUAUGGCGCCGAACCCGGUAGAGGACACGCGUGCUCUAGGCGACAGCGGGGAUGGACGCCGAGACAAUGAGGCUAGAGUCAGCGAGACGUCUACACGCCGGCGUGCUUCCGAUGGGAACCCCACGAUGAGGUUCGAGAUCAGCUCCUACUCCCCAUACGGGAGUGGGCUCAUUGAACAAGUCCUUCCGGUUGAGGACACAGUCCCGUUGUCUGUUAUUUGCCCGACGGAUUCGUCAUCUGCGCCGUCGAGCCUGGACUGGCGCCGUACUCAGCAUGUGUGGGGUGCCACGUGUGCUUCCCUCCCAUCGUCCGCCUCACCCCUGGCUGCGGUGCUCUCUCCUGGACGGCGUGUAGUGCAACUGAACGGUCACAGAGCCGACACUCAAGGGGAAACAGUUGUGCGGAGACAAAGGGAUAAGCCGUCCAACACCGCCGUAUCUCGUGCGUGGCUAAAGUCGUCUGGUGAACUAUACAUCGAGCCUUUGCGAGACGCGGUGUCACAGGUCGGCCCUACACAGGCGCACGCGGCGCAGUCCCGAACAUCGAGGCUGGGCGUCGGAGCGAGCGCCCCGCGGGAGAGCGCCGAACUUGGGCUUGUGUCUGAGAGCACUGACGACGAACACAGCGGCGUGCAGGAGGCAGAGGACAGGGGCGGCAAGAAAAGUAGCGAGGAAACGCAGGCACCGUACGCACACGGGUCGGUUGCUGUCGUGAGUGCCACGACCACAGAAACAGCGCGUAACAUCCUAUUGAGGUGUCUAGGCCCUACGGGUACGACGGAAGGCCCCGCCGCAGAUGGAGGGAUGCCGGAAAGGCUGAAGCGUUCGUCUUUUAUUCCGGAUGCUUUGGCUCGUUCGCCCGCCCCCAACGACUCCGUCAAGCUGGUGUGCGACAAGUCGAGACCUGCAGACAAGGCUGUGUCUCGCCCAGACACGGGUUGCAAGCAUACAUACAUGCAAGAGGGCAAAACCGAGAGCGUGGGAGCGCGGACGGGAUCCAGUCCGGACGCGAAGCAGCCCUCUCAUUCUUGUGUUUCAGAGGCUGUUGAUCAGCAUGCGAUGUGGUGCAUUUUCAUGCAUGCUAGCGGCGCUCUGGUGCGCAAAACCAUUUCGCAGUUGGGACAACGAGCGUGCCUCUCCAAAGACACUGAAACAGGUGUGUGGCAGUGGGCGGCCGCUAGGGGAGUCGUAGGGACACGUGGCAAAGCCAACGAAGACCAUCACAUGAGGCUCCCGAUCUACGAGGUGAAGACCUUGCAUGCACAGCUCUGGAAGGCAUUCAACGCAAGUUCAGCGACGCAGUGA